Molecule: messenger RNA, 1681 nt
Organism: Aspergillus costaricaensis CBS 115574
Lineage: Eukaryota; Fungi; Ascomycota; Eurotiomycetes; Eurotiales; Aspergillaceae
Product: sphingolipid delta(4)-desaturase family protein
Exons: 3
Coding region: 96-1367 (423 amino acids)
Biological process (GO): ceramide biosynthetic process
Cellular component (GO): membrane
Molecular function (GO): sphingolipid delta-4 desaturase activity
Source: RefSeq, a predicted model, not a curated record
CUCUUCUUCCUCCAUCCUACUCUUCGGCCGCAGUCAUCUAUGGCGUAAAUUGCCACCUGGAAAGCCUGUCAUCUCGCCCCUACUCGUCCCUCGCUAUGUCUUCGUCCGUCGUCGAAGCCACCGCGGAUGCUUCACCGCAUCUCCGCGUGUCCGCAUCCAAGGGCCAGGCUGCGCAAGCUACCCCCGAUAAAACAGAGCCUUCCACCAGAAUCGACCCUCCAGAAACCUCCGCUGUCGAUGAUCACUUCUUUUGGACAUACACAGAGGAGCCGCACCGCUCCAGACGACAAGCUAUCAUCAAAGCGCACCCGGAGGUCACCAAGCUCUGCGGACCAGAGCCCCUGACCAAAUAUGUCGUUCUCUUCGUCGUCUCUCUCCAGGUCCUCUGCGCCUACCUCCUCCGCAACACCUCCAUGUCCGACUGGAAAUUCCUCGCAACUGCAUACGUGAUCGGAGCCACCUCGAACCAGAACCUCUUCCUCGCCAUCCACGAGAUCUCCCAUAACCUCGCCUUCCGGUCUGCCAUGGCCAACCGUCUGCUGGCCAUCUUCGCCAACAUCCCCAUCGGUUUGCCCUACAGCGCUGCGUUCCGGCCCUACCAUCUCACCCACCACAAGUCCCUCGGCGUCGCCGGCCUAGACACCGACCUUCCCACCGCCGUCGAAGCCUUCCUCCUCGACUCCAUCCUCGGAAAGGCCUUCUUCUGCACCUUCCAGAUCCUCUUCUACGCCGUCCGCCCCAUGUUCAUCUACAGCCCUCCCUUCACCUCCAUCCACGUCCUGAACCUGAUCACCCAGCUCACCUUCGACUACGCCCUGACCAAGUUCUGCGGUGGCUCCCUCCAACCCCUCCUCUACCUCCUCCUGAGCUCCUUCCUCGCCGGCUCUCUCCACCCCUGCGCCGGCCACUUCAUCGCAGAGCACUACUUCUUCUCCCAAGUUGGCCACGGCACCGAAUCCAUCCAAGAGCAAAAGAACAACCAGAAGAAGAAGCCCCACCCUCUUGACUCCCUCCCCCCGCCGGAAACCUACUCCUACUACGGCCCCCUCAACUUCUUCACCUACAACGUGGGCCUCCAUAACGAACAUCACGACUUCCCCGCUAUCCCCUGGACAAGACUGCACGAGCUCCACCGCAUCGCUAGCGAAUUCUAUGAACCCCUCCCUUGCCAUCACAGCUGGGUGUGGGUGAUCUGGACGUUCAUCCUGGAUAAGAACGUCGGCAUGUGGUGUCGGGUUAAGCGUGCGCAGGGCGGUCGUCUCGUCGGUGGCGGCGGCGGACGCGCAGGUGAAAGCAUCUCGGCUUCGUCGGCUGGUCCGAAUGGGGAAUCGGGAGAUGGGUGGAAGGAGAGUGAGAUUCAGAAUUGAUUUGGAUUAUCAUCUGCUUUCUCUUGUAUGUAUCAUGUGUACCGUGCGGACGGUAUCGUUUAUCUGUUUGUUCUGUUUUGAUGACCUGUGACAUACUAUACUAGAGAUGAUAUCCCAUGGCUUUGUUGUUUCCAUGAUGAACUGACUGACUGACUGACUGGUGCUGGUACCUGCUGUCGAUUAUAUGCUGGGAUUGACCGACUGAUUUUAUUUACAUGACAUGAUGUCAUUUUUCAUCUAUCUACCUACUUAUCUUACAAAGUACAUGUGACAAUAGUUGGGUAUGAUUUAGAUUGUGUAUAGUUACUUUAGCA